Molecule: messenger RNA, 1803 nt
Organism: Phodopus roborovskii (desert hamster)
Lineage: Eukaryota; Metazoa; Chordata; Mammalia; Rodentia; Cricetidae
Gene: Naaa
Product: N-acylethanolamine acid amidase
Exons: 11
Coding region: 39-1118 (359 amino acids)
Biological process (GO): fatty acid metabolic process
Cellular component (GO): lysosome
Molecular function (GO): fatty acid amide hydrolase activity
Source: RefSeq, a predicted model, not a curated record
GGCUCGGUGGCGGUGUGGUGGCCUCAGGAGUCCGAGCUAUGGGCACCCGAGCCACCGUAGCUGCGAGCCAUGGGGCACACCUGGCACUGGCUCUGCUGCUGCUGCCGGGGCCCUGGCUGUCGGCUGGAGUCCCCGGAGCUCCGCCACUCUUUAACGUUAGUCUGGACGCGGCCCCGGAGCAGCGCUGGCUGCCGAUGCUGCAGCACUAUGACCCGGAGUUCGUGCGCGCCGCGGUAGCGGAGGUCAUCGGCCACAGGGUUCCCCAGUGGGUACUUGAGAUGAUCGGCGAGGUGGUGUCCAAGGUGGAGAGCUUCCUGCCCCAGCCCUUCACUGACGAGAUCCACGGCAUAUGCAACUUCCUUAACCUCAGCCUGGCCGAGGGUAUCUUGGUCAACCUGGCCUAUGAGGCCUCUGCAUUCUGCACCAGUAUCGUGGCCCAAGAUUCCCAAGGCCACAUUUACCACGGCCGGAACCUGGACUACCCUUUUGGAAAUGCCUUGCGAAAGAUGACAGUGGACGUGCAGUUCCUAAAGAAUGGGCAGGUUGCAUUCACCGGGACUACUUUUGUUGGCUAUGUAGGGUUGUGGACAGGUCAAAGUCCACACAAGUUUACAGUUUCUGGAGAUGAACGAGAUAAAGGCUGGUGGUGGGAGAAUGCCAUCGCUGCACUUUCUCUGGGACACUCUCCGAUCAGCUGGCUUAUCCGCAAAACCCUGAGUGACUCAGAAAACUUUGAAGCCGCCGUUUACACUCUGGCCAAGACGCCCCUCAUCGCUGAUGUUUACUACAUUGUUGGGGGUACCUCGCCCUCAGAGGGGGUGGUCAUCACCCGGGACAGAGGUGGCCCAGCGGACAUUUGGCCCCUUGACCCUCUGAGUGGAGCGUGGUUCCGAGUUGAGACAAAUUAUGAUCAUUGGAAGCCUGUACCCAAGAGGGAUGACCGAAGAACACCAGCCAUCAAAGCCCUAAAUGCCACAGGACAAGCACACAUCAGCCUGGAGGCCCUUUUCCAGGUUUUAUCUGUGUUUCCAGUUUAUAACAACUAUACAAUCUAUACCACAGUAAUGAGUGCUGCCGAGCCUGACAAGUACAUGACUAGGGUCCGGAACCCCAGCUGAAGGUGAUGCUUGCUGAGGAGCUGCAUUUAAAAGACUAAGACAGAGUUUAGUCUUUUGCCGAGAAGCUGCAUUUAAAAGACUAAGAUGUUUUCUUCUGCCUUGUGGGGGGAUCUCUGGGCACACAUCAGGGAAGGUGGAGAGCAGCCCAUUGUCUUACAUCUUCUCCACUCCUAGUCCUCUUGAUUGUCCUUAACAACCCACCCUGCCUGGAACAACUCACAGCAGGUGUCCGAGGUCAGGCUCUAUCCUGCUGGCCUCAGUUCCCCACGAUUCUCUUCCUAUUUCUGCCUUUCUACUGAAGAACUGAAGGGGUAAGACCACUGUCUUGUGGACAAGCCUGGGAAAAGUUUCCCCGAAGGCUGGACCAUAGCAGAGUUUGCCUAACAAGUGCAAAGCCCUGGAUUCCAUCACCACAGAAUAAAGAAAUACAUAAGUUUUCUCAGAAACGUGGAUAACUAUUAUUUGAGUAGAAUUUGUUUGAAGGUAUGUCAGUCUUUGAUUUCUUAUUUCUGUAUAAUGACACUUUCACUUUUUAUGAACUUCUAAUGUAUUUUUUAUUAAAAAAAAAAAACCAACUACUUUCUUAGUACUUUUGAAAAGUAUAUGAAACCAAAUAAUUUCCUGUCAUGUUUAUCGUUUGUUAAUAAAAUGUCAAAAGAUGUCAGGGAGAAUAAAAACUUGCAAG